This is a messenger RNA of Saimiri boliviensis boliviensis (Bolivian squirrel monkey), 423 nucleotides long. It is a transcript of the gene DEFB124, whose product is annotated as defensin beta 124. Gene Ontology annotation, cellular component: extracellular region. Lineage: Eukaryota; Metazoa; Chordata; Mammalia; Primates; Cebidae. The record is from RefSeq and is a predicted model, not a curated record. Gene Ontology annotation, biological process: innate immune response; positive regulation of monocyte chemotaxis; cellular response to peptidoglycan.
GCGCGGCCCUCUGAGGGGGCGGGGCCCGGCGAGCAGGGGUGGAGCCACAGCCGGAAGGUGGAGAAAAAGGUAGAGAAGGUGUGUUCAGUCUCGAUUGGAAGCAAUUUUUCCUGUGCCCAGACCUGGUGCUGCUGUCUGGGGACUCAGCAGCCGCCCCAGGAGCUCCGUGGCCAUGACACAGCUACUUCUGCUCCUUGUGGCUCUCCUGGUCCUGGGUCAUGCGCCACCAGGGAGAAGUGAAUUCAAACGGUGCUGGAAGGGCCAAGGGGCCUGCCGGACUUACUGCACAAGGCAAGAAACUUACAUGCACCUGUGCCCGGAUGCUUCCCUGUGCUGUCUCUCCUAUGCAUUGAAACCUCCACCUGUCCCCAAGCCUGAAUAUGAGUAGCUGCUUCUUGCUGUCCAAUAAAACACAGGCUGCCA